AUGACCAAAUUCUGGGCAUCGUGCGCUUGCCUGUCGUCCACGCAUGCCGUUCUCGCUGGCGCCACAACGUUAAACGGGCUGCUUCGUCGAACGCUGGGCAGCACUAUCGUCGUCGGGCCCUCGCCGCCCCGAUCGUUUUUUCGGUCAAGCACGCGCGGUGUCACACUGGGACUCGCCUUCAGGCCUGAGCGUCAACCGGCGUCGCAAUCGGAUACCAUCUUAUCCCAGAAACGGCCGAGCAACUCUCGGCUUGCUUCAAUGCAGCUGCCGGAGCAGCUUCCAAGCCAUUCCACAUCCUGCCCUGACGAGAAGACAGCUCGAGCGUUUCCUCGGUCUCACCACCGUACCGUGCUCUCACGACCCAACGAGCUCGCCGACAACAGAACAAAACUCACUAGCCGCCAAGAGAUCACUUUCCGAUUCGCGGCGUCCGCAACAGCAGCAGCACAACCACCACCACCACAAGCCAUGAUCAUCGCCCGCGAAAUCGACCCGUGCGAGUCCAAGAUGCUCACAACCAAGCUUCAGGUCCACGUCGCGCCAAGCACAGCCGACAGCAGCAGCAGUAGCGACUACGACAGCAGCCCGGUCGACGAAGAGAGCAGGAAGGAGCUCGUGCGGCGCGGCGCUGUCGGUCGUCGGUGCGCCGUCGUGGCGCUGCCUGCCGACGUGCUCGCCGCCAUCGCGGAGAUCGCCGAGCUCAAGUGCCACCCUCCAGCGCGCAUCCACGCCCCGGCGCCACGUGCCUGCCGGCAAGCAAGCGAGAGCUCGAGCACCGCCGCCUAUAUAUUCGCCGCUGCUAUUUAUCACCUUCGGCCGACACUUCUGUACAUCAUUAUCAUCGCCAGCCGACUUGCACCACCUCCGACCGACCAACUUCAAUGCCCCCUAGCCAACUCCAGUCCAGCCCCAGCCCAGCUCGUCCAAGGAAGACGACCGACCAAUACAGCACUAUCAACAGCCGAAAGAGCCCGUCAAACAGACCCCAGCAGAGCCGUGCAAGCCUGCGCUGACGUGGAGAGCGUGCUCGCCAUUCGGUCGGGGCCUGCGUCUGUCGGGGACUUUUUCUGUUGA
Molecule: messenger RNA, 1074 nt
Organism: Phytophthora sojae
Lineage: Eukaryota; Oomycota; Peronosporomycetes; Peronosporales; Peronosporaceae
Exons: 3
Coding region: 1-1074 (357 amino acids)
Source: RefSeq, a predicted model, not a curated record